Molecule: messenger RNA, 1164 nt
Organism: Durusdinium trenchii
Lineage: Eukaryota; Dinophyceae; Suessiales; Symbiodiniaceae
Source: the annotation of a GenBank genome assembly
GGGAGAGUGGUCGCAGCGAAGCUCAGGUGCGGUACGACCGGAGCGGAGAAUGGGACCUACAUGUCUGUCGAAGACAUCACCGUACCUCAGAGGGGAUGUGGGUCCUUAGGGCAUGCACAUGAAGAUAAUAUGGUGUUAGACUAACUGGAGCCGACUUUUUCAGCUUCAAGUAGUUAUGGAGAUCAUAGCUGCACUGUCGGGUGCAACAGUUGCCCGACUUGAUGAGGAUGAAUUGCGUUGCAUGGUGGAAGCGGGGCAAGGUGUUGGCAAUCUGAAGCUGCACCUUUCAGCUCACAUUGGAUAUACGAGAUUUCAGCAGAGACUCUUACAUGAUGCCAUCGAAUUAGAAGAUGACAUGCCAUUACAGUUCAUGUCAACCAUUCAGUUGGUUGUCCUCAACUUCCGCGCACCUGACGAGAUUCUUGCUCAGCAGCUGCUUAGCUCAUGUGAGCACAACAUGCUGAGCACAUUUCAGAGUUUGCUGAAACUGCCCCUAAACCCGAACUUGAAAGACAGAACAACCCAAGACACGGCUUUGCAUAUUGCCGCCGAUCGCGGCAGGGCUGAAUUUGUACGCUUAUUGCUAGAGGCAGGGGCUGACAAAGAUGCAAAAAAUGCCUAUGGGGCAACGGCAUUGCACCUUGCAGCCCAAAGAAGCCACUUGGAAGUUGUGCGAUUGUUGCUGGAGGCUGGAGCUGACACAGAUGCAGAAUUCACACAUGGGAUGACAGCUUUGCACUUGGGAGCCCUGCACGGCGACUUUGAAGUUGUGCGAUUGUUGCUCGAGGCUGGAGCUGACACAGAUGCAGCAAAGACAAAUGAUGGGACGACAGCUUUGCACUUCGCAGCCCUGCACGGGCACUCUGAAGUUGUGCGAUUGUUGCUCGAGGCUGGUGCGGACAAAGAUGCGGAGAAUGCAGACGGGGCAACGGCUUUGCGCAUCGCAGCCGAGAAAGGCCACUUAGAAGUUGUGCGAUUGUUGCAAGAAGCAGGGGCAGCUUACACAGUGCUGGAGUUUCUGAGUGCCGCUAUUUGGAAUGUAUGCUAUUGUUGUCUGGACACAGUAGAUGCUGCGGUUGAGGAGUGUUCUUGGCUACUUUGCGGAUCGGCUCAGAAUGGCCACUUGUAAGACUAGACUAUAAAUAGAGCUGCUGGAAGAAAAAC